AUGGAUGAAGAAUUGUAUUGUGCAUUGACGGAUUUUAGAGGAAACAAUCACUUUUUAGAAUUAAAUGUCAACGGGAGUUACAAAGAUUUGGCCGUUGCAGUGCAAAGCCUAAUUGCUUGUAGUGCAAGCACGAUACAGUUGACUUACAAAGUACCCCACACGCAAGAAAUAUAUGUUCGUGUAUGUGAUGAUGCUGAUGUCUCGAUAAUGGUCAAUGUACAUCGAAGUUGCAAGGAGAAUGUUGUUGUCAUGAACGCUGAGAUGAAUCGAGACAUAUUAUUUGGCAUACAAGCUAACGAUGUCCAUAUAAGUAAUCCGUAUAUCCCCUCUAGUGAUGAUCAUGUUUCUCAUUCACAAAAUCCAUCGUAUUCACAAAAUAUGUCGCGGGAAGUUGAGAGCUCUAAUAUGAUUCCUAUUGCAUGGCACAAUGCUAUUAGAAGUGUUGGUCAAGAAUUUGAUGAUGUUGAACAUUGUCGGCGGAGUUUAAGUAAUUACUCUAUUGCACGAGGAUUUAACUUUGAAUUUGUAAAAAAUGAACGCAAAAGGGUGACAGCAAAAUGCAAGGCCGCAAACUGCGAAUGGAUGGUUCAUUGCACCCGUCGUAGAGAUAAUGAUCGAUUCUAUGUGAAAAAAAUAUAUAGUUCUCAUAGUUGCUUGGGAGGAGGCAUAGGAAAGGAAGGAUAUCAACGGGCAUCUCGUAAGUGGAAUGCUAAUCAGCUCAAGACCAUAUUGAAGGAACAACCCACUUAUCGCCCAAUUGAUUUUCAAAAGAAGCUUAAAAUGGAAUUUGGUUUGGACAUCCCUUAUCAUAGAAUUUGGUGGGGAAAAGAGCUAGCUCAACGUGAGUUGUAUGGUGAUACUAAAUUUUCAUAUGACCAACUCCGAUGGUAUAAGGAUAAAGUUAUAGAAACUAAUCCGGGAUCAAUUGUUCACCUAGAGCAUGAGGAUGGAAGAUUUACACGAGUAUUUGUGUCUUAUUAUGCUUGUUGGAAAGGGUUUAUGGAGGGAUGUAGACCAAUAUUGUUCUUGGAUGGUACACAUCUUUUUGAUAGGUAUGGAGAGUUCAAGGGAAUGGUUUUUAGAAUGCAUUCGAGACAUUCUCUUCAAUGA
Messenger RNA from Asparagus officinalis (garden asparagus), 1110 nucleotides. RefSeq lists its product as uncharacterized. The coding region runs from base 1 to 1110 and encodes 369 amino acids. The transcript has 2 exons. Lineage: Eukaryota; Viridiplantae; Streptophyta; Magnoliopsida; Asparagales; Asparagaceae. The record is from RefSeq and is a predicted model, not a curated record.